Messenger RNA from Guillardia theta CCMP2712, 2556 nucleotides. RefSeq lists its product as hypothetical. The transcript has 2 exons. The record is from RefSeq and is a predicted model, not a curated record. Lineage: Eukaryota; Cryptophyceae; Pyrenomonadales; Geminigeraceae. Gene Ontology annotation, biological process: protein O-linked glycosylation. The coding region runs from base 1 to 2556 and encodes 851 amino acids. Gene Ontology annotation, molecular function: protein N-acetylglucosaminyltransferase activity; protein binding.
AUGAAGUCAAAGUCAUCGUUGUCCCUCGCGCUCCUCCUCCUCCUCUGCUGCUUGGACUCAAGCGUCCAGCAGAAGAAGUCCAAGAGCAAGCGGGGAGGAGGAGGGGACAGUGGCGCCAUCCUCAAGGCCAAAUUCGCUGCCCAGGAAGGAGCAGCAGCGCUGGACAAAGGGAACUUUCAACUGGCCAUGAGCAAGUACCAGAGGGCGGUUGAGAUGGACCCGGGGUAUUCAGACUACCACACUCAGCUCGCUACAGCCCUCCGGGCGAUGGGCAGGAAGGACGAGGCAGCGCGCUCAUACGAGGCCGCGAUCUCCAUGAUGGAUGAGCCCAGGAACAAGGCGGGAGGAGAUCAGUACUGGGCGGCUGUCCACAUCAACCUGGGAUACCUGUACGCGGAGGGGGGAGGAGGGGGCUUGUUCGAGGGCGCGAUGGCGCUGGCGGCAGAGAAGUUCAAGGUCGCCACUCAGCUGAUCCCGCAGUUCGGAGAGGCAUACACGUACUGGGGGAACGCGUACCAGGAGAUGGGGAGGUGGCAGGAGGCUCUCGAUGUCUUCAUGCUGCUGCUGGAGAGGGUGCCGGCCUCGUCGAUGGAGGUAGAGAAGCAGGCGACAGCUCACUUCCACAUCGCCAACUGCUGGGGGGCGCUAGGUAAGACGGACAAAAGUCUUGAGGCGUAUAAGGAGGCGACAAGGAUCAACCCCAAGUUUGCGGCCGCCUACACCAACAUGGGGACGAUCCACCAGGGGAGGAAACACAACGAGCUCGCACGGGAGUCGUUGGAGCUGGCGGUAAAGAUCGACCCGGAGCUGGCGGAAGCAUACACGAACCUGGGAAUCGCGAUCCAAGACCUCGGGGACUCGGAGACGGCAGUGAGGCUGACGGAGCUGGCAAUCCGGCUGAAGCCUUCCAUGGGGGCAGGUUACAACAACUGGGGCCGCGCGCUCGAGAACUCCCAGCAGCUAGAGAAGGCGCUGGAGGCGUACAAGCUUGCCUUGAAGCAUGGGAGCUCCUCCUUCGCGGACGCGUUCUGCGCCAAGGUCUACCUGGAGCACUUCCUGUGCGGAUGGAACACUCUAUCGACGGACAUGCGGCAAGUGUCGAAGUACCUUGAGGAGAACCUCCACCCCAGCCAGGCGAGCAACGAGCCGUGCGUCCAGCCCUUCCGCGCGUUCGCGUAUCCUCUCUCGCCCAUCCUGUUCAUGAAUGUGACCAAGAAGGUCGUCGACCAGGAGCGCGUGCGAGUGCCCGCAAAGUCUAUGUUCAAGACGAGCCCAGCUAGGCACCUGGACCCGCGGGUGGAUCGGCUGCGAGUCGGGUACAUGUCGGCAGACUUUGGGGGGCACACGGUCGGGUCACUGAUCCGCAACCUGCUGAAGAUGCACAACCGGCAUCGGGUCGAGAUCUUCGGCAUCGGGAUGAUGAAGGGGGAUGGAACAGAAUGGAACAUCGACAUGCAGACAAGCGUCGACCGAUGGCUGAACAUUCAUGCCAUGACCGAUCACGCUGCCGCCUUCGCGGUCGAUGCCCUCGAGGCUCACAUCCUGGUGGACCUCAACGGGCACAGCAAGGGGUCGAGGAUGGGGGUGCUCCUGCGACGGCCUGCUCCCAUCCUCAUCGCGUACCUCGGUUACCCCUCGACGUCCGGGGGGCUCGCCGACUUUCUGAUCGCCGACAAGUGGGUUGCGCCUCCUGAGACGGAGCACCUCUACUACGAGAAGCUCGUCUUUCUCCCCUACUCCUACUUCGUCAACGACCACCGCCAGCUCUACCCUCGCCCCUUCGAGCACUCUCCCACCCGCCAGGAGUACAAGCUGCCGUCCUCCGGCAUCAUCUUCGGGAACUUCGGGCAGCUGUACAAGGUUGAGCCGAGCCUCUUUGACGUGUGGGUGCGGAUUAUCAAGAGGACGAGUAACACGUCGCUGUGGCUGCUCAAGUUCCCCAAGGAGGCUGUGAAGCGCCUGCUCAAGGAGGCUGACAAGCGCGGACUGCCGCGCGAUCGGCUGGUGCUGACGAGUCUCCUGCCGAUUGACUCGCACCUGGCGAUCAAGGCGGUUGCUGACGUGGCACUUGACACCAACAUGUUCAACGGGCACACUACAGGAGCCGACACGCUCUGGUCGGGCCUGCCGCUAGUGAGCCUGUCGGGGGAGCAGAUGCGCUCGAGGGCGGGGGCGAGCAUGGCGUACGCGCUCGGGGUGACGCGAUGGCUGGCGAGGAGCCUGGAGGACUACGAGGAGAUCGCAGUGAGGUUGGCGUCGAAGCCAGAGGCGAUCAGGAGGGCGAAGGAGGAGAUGGAGGCCGGGAUUAGGGACUCUACUUUCUUCGACACGGCCUUCUGGGCCAAGGGCUUCGAGCGAUCCUGGUUCCUUAUGUGGGAAGCGUUCGCAGCAGAGGGGAAGGCGCAGAGCCACCACCUGGUUGCCAGCAGGGAGAGGCUGGAAGAGUACGGGAGCGACUGGGAGCCGCAAAACCUGAUGAUCGGAACAUCGCGGCAUCCUCGGAGACAAACCCCAGGGGGUCCCAAGGUACUGCUGGCUAUCGCCUCUUCCCACUGA